Molecule: messenger RNA, 1125 nt
Organism: Candidula unifasciata
Lineage: Eukaryota; Metazoa; Mollusca; Gastropoda; Stylommatophora; Geomitridae
Source: the annotation of a GenBank genome assembly
AUGGAGGAACUCAGCGCCGCUUUACACAAGUUUAAUCAAAAUAUUGUUGAAGUUUCUCGACGUGUAUCUAGAGAUACUAUAACAUGCUGUAUGACUCAAGUAAUUCUGCCUUUACUGGAGAAAAUAGGAGAGAUUGACGUUCGAUUCCGCUGCGCUUCUCCUAUGCCCAAUGAGGUGUAUUUCCCAGGAAUGAAGUCUUCGUGCAUGAACGAAUUUGAACUGACCAUAAUACUCACGAAUCUUCUAGCAGCGAAAACUUUUGAAGAUGGGGGUUCUCACGACGGAAGUUUAUCGUGUUAUGGUCGUGUUCUACCUUUACAGUCGCUACAUCAGAUAGGGGACGUUCUCGUGGAGGCUGGUUCGAGUCAAGGGGUGGUGUCUGCUCACAGAAUUAGGCAGAUAUUUGCCCAGUUGGCUAGUCAAGCAGUCAGUUUCCUGCCAGUUGUCAGCGGAAUGUCAGUGGAUGUUUCUGUCAAAGAACCAUUCACCGUAAUAAAAAUACUCAAGGCAACUGAACUCGUCAUCUUUGAACUGGUUCCAGCAUUUAUGUUCCUGCAUGACUGGCCAACCAGUGCAUCCACGUGGCCUACUGAGGUCAAAGGCUGGUUGUCAGAAAGCGAUAUCAAAUCUGUGAAGGAUGCUGGAUUCUAUGCUGUCGCUCUCCCCUGCUCCGCCAGCCCAUUGGACCCUUCCUUGUUCAGAAUAUCUUUCAGCAAUGCAGAAAAGUAUUUACUGAGACCAGCCUGGCUAGAAAACUAUAAGCCAACAGCCGUAUGCCGAAAGGACAGUGAAAGGAUUCUUAGAAUGAUUCGUGAAUCAGAUAAAGACGCUUUUAUCCCUGUCAACUGCUAUCACAUAAAGACAAUACUGCUGCAUGACUGCAUGCGUUGGCCAGAACACGCAUCUUGGCUUCCUGAAAAACUUGCAGAACGUUUCUUAGACCUUCUUAGAGAUCUAAUUUUGGUUUUGGAAAAUCAAAAUCUGCCACAUUUCUUUAUUCGAGAUUGUAAUUUGUUACGCGAUUAUAACACAGAACAACUGAGAGCAGCUGCGGGGCGACUGCGUGUGAUUUAUCAUGACAUUUACUCAUCGCCAUCUACAAGCAUUCGACUUCAGUGCUAUUAA